UAAAGCGCUGCCUGUCCCUUUGUGGGAAUACGCCCAUCCUAGGAAAUGGGGGCUUCCUGUUGUUUUAUAGACCCUUCCUGUUAAAAUAGGUUGAGAUAUGUAAUCCCAAACCCACUUGGAGGGGAAGACUGAGGAUUGCCGGACAAAAUGACCGAAUCCAGCUCCUCACGCUUCUUUUCUGGCUGUUUGAUGACUCUUCUCAUUUUGGGACAAACAGCAGUUGUGUGUCUGAUAGAUGAGAAGGUAGCGGCGCAGCCCACCACAAUCACAUACUCCCAGUCAACAGAAGCAAUGACUGAGAUCAUCAAUGCCACUUAUCCGGAACACACCCUACCGUUUGAUUGUGGUGAUAAUGUCCCAGACUGCUUGGACUACUGUAACUUCUGCAAUUACGCUUAUGAUGCGCCCACGAUGGAGUGUCUUCAGGACCUACUUAGACUUCUGUGUAUCCACAAUUUUGAAGCUUCAAUGGGAUCACAUAACAGCAGCGACUGGUGCCUUUGGAGUAAAGUCAGUGGAGUGUACAGCAACCUCAGUCACUGCACGGAGAUGAUCUCUGACUGUCUCCACAUCCCGUGGCCCAACUCUUUGGUGGAGCAGACCUUUGUGGGAAUUCACUCUCAAUAUUUUGCAGACUGUCCAACAGAAGAACUCAUUGACCCUCCGCCUGGAAUCGUAUUUGCUCUGGUCAUCACUCCCAUCUGCUUGAUCCCAGUCAUGGUCAGCCUGGUGGUCCUGAAGACCAAGAACGGUGAUGGAAGUUCCUGAUGAGCCUGGAUGGCAGCUGCGGCUGCUUCUUGUUAUAAAAAAAAAAAAGAUCUGGCUGAUCCAGCUGUGACUUCCGGUCAUAUUGUCAGCGUUUUAAUUGCACAAAAUGAUUCAAAUAAAGUUGUAUUUAGUAAUAUGAUUCUGCCGACAAAAGUUCUAAAGCUUGCAUGGAACACUUUUUUAUUGACAAAAGGGCAGAGAGAAGCCUGGAGGAUAUACUCGGUAUGAGUCAUUGCUCGUGGAAGUUGGGGUGUCAGAGGUCACAAAUGAGACACAACAUGUGAGUACGCCCUGCAGAGGAGAGCCCCUUCCUGGUAUUGUCCAUUUGUGAGAAGCAUGGAACCAUCUUCCUCUCUCCAAACACCGGACUCACGCAAAUGAACUCAUAUGAAUAAUAUAUCGACAAGAAGAGAGAUCUUCGCCUGGUGGUGUUAUGACGACGAAGCUUGUUUAAAUGCUUUCACAACUGUAUUUAUAAAGUUACUGUCCUGUAAGAUUGUGAUGAAGUGAAAUAUAUUUAAUACU
Messenger RNA from Synchiropus splendidus (mandarinfish), 1293 nucleotides. RefSeq names its product receptor (G protein-coupled) activity modifying protein 2 (gene ramp2). Bases 148 to 768 code for a protein of 206 amino acids. Gene Ontology annotation, molecular function: coreceptor activity. Gene Ontology annotation, cellular component: signaling receptor complex; membrane; cell surface. NCBI's taxonomy places the organism in Eukaryota, Metazoa, Chordata, Actinopteri, Syngnathiformes, Callionymidae. Gene Ontology annotation, biological process: cellular response to hormone stimulus; intracellular protein transport; calcium ion transport. The transcript has 6 exons. The record is from RefSeq and is a predicted model, not a curated record.